CUGGGUACUUUGUCGCGCGGCCGCUUCCCCCCCGGCCGGGGCCCCGCCGUCCCGUGUUCCACCGAGCGCCUGGCCCCCGGGGGGAGGGUGGGAGGGAGGGAGCAGGGUCGGUGGGCGCCAGCGGCGCACAGCGGGACCCACGGAGCCCCGCGACCCGCCGAGCCUGGAGCCGGGCCGGGGCGGGGAAGCCGGCUCCAGCCCGGAGCAAACUUCGCAGCCGGGCUGGGGGUGGCGGGGAACCCGUCCGGAGCCGGAGGAGGGGCCCGCCGCGGGCCCUCCCGCCGCUGCUCUCGCGCCUCCGGGCACCAUGCUGUCCAACUCCGGUGCUGUUCCCCAGCCCGCCGCCGCCGCCGCCACCGCACCAUGCUGUCCAACGCCGGCGAUGUUCCCCAACCCGCCGCCGCCGCCGCAGCCCCCCGCCCCGGCCCAACCUCACCCCCCGGUCCAGCCGCCGCCGCAGCCCCCGCAGCAGUUCCCCCAGUUCCACGUCAAGUCGAGCCUGCAGAUCAAGAAGAACGCCAUCAUCGACGACUACAAGGUCACCACCCAGGUCCUCGGACUGGGCAUCAACGGGAAAGUUUUGCAGAUCUUCAACAAGAGGACCCAGGAGAAAUUCGCCCUAAAAAGCAAGAAGCGGGGGAAAAAAAGUCUUCCAGUAAACUUCAGAAAAAAGAUCUGGUCUUUGAAGGAUGGUUGUUCUCCCCUCCCCCGCAGGGAUUUUUUAGUUUGUAGUCUUUCUCCCAUCCUUCCUCCCCCGCCACCCCUGCCACUGUCCCUCUUCUCUGAGGGCCUGUGUCUCUGCAGCAGGCUGAGUACCUCUCCCGAGAGGAGGCAGUCAGUAACUUGGUCUGAGGGAGCCUUGAGAAAGCAACUUGUCCAUUGGCUACAUUCCAGCAGAUGGUCAUCUAGCCCAGUUGCUCCCAGCCAAGUCGACUGUCAGAAUCACCUGUCAUGGAAGCAACCUAAAUGCCCACUGACAGAUGAAUGGAUAAAGAAGAUGUGGUACAUAUAUACAGUGGAAUAUUAGCCGUAAAAAGGAACGAAAUUGGGUCAUUUGUAGAGACGUGGAUGGA
This is a messenger RNA of Physeter macrocephalus (sperm whale), 1073 nucleotides long. Its product is annotated as MAP kinase-activated protein kinase 2-like. The record is from RefSeq and is a predicted model, not a curated record. Gene Ontology annotation, molecular function: ATP binding. The coding region runs from base 308 to 1027 and encodes 239 amino acids. NCBI's taxonomy places the organism in Eukaryota, Metazoa, Chordata, Mammalia, Artiodactyla, Physeteridae. The transcript is spliced from 4 exons.